UUUGGCGAAAACUACAAUGUACAAUCCCAACUCCCAAGCCUCUGCUCCCAAUUCGGCUGCCCCUUGCUGCUCAUCCAGGUGACCCGGCUGCUCUGCGGCGGCUUCGUCUUCGCGAUCCGGCUCAACCACACCAUCUGCGACGCCAUCGGCCUCGCCCAGUUCGUGUCCGCCGUCGCGGAGCUCGGCCGCGGCCUCCCCGCACCAACCGUUGCACCGUCAUGGUCCCGCGAGCUCCUAGAGGCACGCAACCCGCCAAGGCCGACGUUCCCUCACCGCGAAUUUGACGCCGUGCCGCCGCCGCCGCCUCCGCCGCCGGGUGAUAUGGUCAUGCGGACGUUCACCUUUGGCCCGUCCGAUAUCAGCGCCAUCAGGAAGAACCUCCCACCGAACCUCCGGGACACGGUCACGACUUUCGAGGUGCUCACGGCGGCGCUCUGGCGCGCCCGCACGGCCGCGCUGGAGCUCUCGCCGGACGAGGACGUGCGCCUGGUGUUCAUCUCCAACAUCAGGGGCUUGCCGGAGCUGGGGCUUCCCGCCGGCUAUUACGGGAACGCGUGCGUGCCCAUGGCGGUGCUGGUCACCGUGGAGGCCCUGCUCGGCGGCUCGCUGGGUGACGCGGUGGAGCUGGUGCGUGAGGCGAAGGCGACAGUGACCGCCGAGUACGCGCGGUCCACGGCCGACCUGCUGGUGCUGCGCGGGCGGCCGUAUGUGGCCAUGUCGAACCUGUUCCUCGUGUCCGACAACCGGCACGCUGGGUUCCAACGCGUCGACUUCGGGUGGGGCGAGCCGGUGUACGCCGGCCCGGCGGCGACGGUGUUCGGGUUGAGCUUCUUCGUCCACGUCGGGAACGGCGGCGGGGUGGGCGCAGUUGCCGCGAUGAUCACGCUGCCGCUCCCGGCCAUCGACAGGUUCGCGUCGGAGGUGAAGACGUUGAUGAAGGGUUAGUGACGCGUUCUGGGAAGGCCGGCCGGUAGCCAAGGCAGGGCCGCGCCGCCGCGCGAGACCAGCAAGCCCCUGCCCGGAAUUAUCAUGUGCACCGAUCAAACAGUAAUAGAGAAAUUCAUCGCCUAGCGCGCUCCUUUUGAUUUCGUUUCCUCCUUGCUCCUUAGUUUGUAUGAUCAAUAAUGUAAGGAAAACUCUAACUUUGAAUCGA
This is a messenger RNA of Setaria italica (foxtail millet), 1153 nucleotides long. Its product is annotated as benzyl alcohol O-benzoyltransferase-like. The annotation marks the transcript as partial. The record is from RefSeq and is a predicted model, not a curated record. The transcript has a single exon. Lineage: Eukaryota; Viridiplantae; Streptophyta; Magnoliopsida; Poales; Poaceae.